Molecule: messenger RNA, 1503 nt
Organism: Podospora anserina S mat+
Lineage: Eukaryota; Fungi; Ascomycota; Sordariomycetes; Sordariales; Podosporaceae
Exons: 4
Coding region: 1-1503 (500 amino acids)
Biological process (GO): transmembrane transport
Cellular component (GO): membrane
Molecular function (GO): transmembrane transporter activity
Source: RefSeq, a predicted model, not a curated record
AUGAUUAGCAUGAGUGACGACAGAGAGAAAGACUCCAUCAGCGAGGCUCAGCGAAGCCACGACGAAGGAAUGGAGUUUCCAGAAGAUCCAGACGCCCAUCUCACGGCGGCCGAGAAGGCCGAAGUGGACCGCAAGUUACUCUGGAAGCUAGAUAAGAAGCUGAUGCCAUGGCUUUGUUUCCUUUACCUCCUCGCCUUUCUCGACAGAACGAACAUUGGCAAUGCCAAAAUCGCCGGUCUCUCUGAAGACCUCGGCCUCACCAUCUCGUCUUACAAUGCCACCCUCACCAUCUUUUUUGUGUCGUACGCCGUCUUUGAACCCAUCACCAAUAUCAUGCUAAAACGAUACCGGCCCUCGGUCUUCAUCCCCAUCAUCAUGGUGCUCUGGGGCGCAAGCAUGCUAGGAAUGGGCUUCGUCAAAAACUGGUCCGGCCUCAUGUGCGCCCGCUGGUUCCUCGGCCUCACCGAAGCGGGCCUCUUCCCCGGCGUGAAUUACUACCUCUCGUGCUGGUACAAGCGUUCUGAAUUUGGCCUGCGCGCUGCCGUCUUCUUCUCGGCAGCUGCCUUGUCCGGCUCGUUCGGUGGUUUACUCGCUGCUGCCAUCGAAAAUAUGCACGGCAUCGCUGGCCUCCCAGGCUGGGCCUGGAUUUUCAUUCUGGAGGGCCUCCUUACCAUCAUCGUCGGUAUCAUGUCCUUCUGGCUAGUCUACGACUUUCCCACCGAAGCCAAGUUCUUGUCUGAAGUUGACAGAGCGAGAGUUGUCAGGAGGCUAAAGUUUGACAAGCAGAGCUCGGCGGAGAAUGAAAAGUACACCAACAGUGCGCUGUGGGAGAGUCUGAAGGAUUGGAAGAUGUGGCUCGGGAUGGUGAUUUACAUGGGGUGUGACAUGCCGCUUUACGCGUUUUCUCUGUUCCUGCCGACGAUUAUCAGCGAUAUGGGUUGGAACACGUCUGUCAUUCGAGCGCAGCUUAUGAGCGUGCCCCCGUAUGCAGCAGCUGCUAUCCUGACGGUUGUUAUCGGUUUCAUCGCCGACAGGACAAGACAGAGAGGCCUCUGCAACAUUCUGGUCUCAGUCUUGGGGGUGGCGGGGUUCGCAAUGUUACUGGCGAGCGAGGAUGCAGCGGUCAAGUAUGUCGGCACGUUUCUCGGAGCGUUGGGGAUCUACCCUUGCAUAUCGAACACUAUCUCGUGGAUGGCAAACAACACCGAGGGGGUUUACAAGAGGGGGGUGGUGAUGGGGUUUGUGAUUGGGUGGGGAAAUCUGAACGGGGUAGUGAGCAGUAAUAUCUUCUUCAACGGGCCGAGAUUUGUGGAGGGACACGCGGUAAUUAUUGCGUACAUGGCGGUCUUCCUCUUUGGGGGGUCGGUGUUGAUGACGGUGCUGUUGAGGAGGGAGAAUGCGAAACGGUUGAGGGGGAAGAGGGAUUAUCUGGUGGAGGGCAUGAGCGAGAAGGAGAUGGAGAGAUUAGGAGACAGGAGGCCGGAUUUUAUUUAUACGGUUUGA